AUGGCGGCCCUUAAACUUUUUUCGCUCGCCUCUGCGUCUGCGUUCUUGAUGGCGAACGCUGUCCAUCAAACGGCAAAGCAAACUUCAUUGACAGCGCAGGGGUCAUCCCCAACCUACACUGUAGAUCUCGAUGAUGCUAAUGUGUGCCUCACCGAAAUGAACGCUGCACGCGAAGCCGCUGGACUCGAACACUUCCAAACGAAGAGCGAACAACUAACGUGGCCUGAACUUACGGUGCAGCAAAGAGAAAAGCAAAACAAUCCUGCAUGGGAUCUUGUUUGUAAGGCUCUGAUAGGAGAAGGCACAGAACAACUAGAAAUCAGCUCAGAUGAAAAUGGAUUUAAAAGCGGUACAUACGCCUACAUGGCGUUGGAAUCGGCGACGCCCGACUGUGCGGCCGCAGUGAGCCACUGGAAGGACGCCGCCAGCAACUUCACUACAAUCCCUCCGGCGAAUAAUGACGACACGGAUCUCUACGACAAACAGCAGAACAUUUCUUUUGUUGCUCUGUACAACCCUCAAGAGAAUGCCGCUGCUGCCUGCCAGGUCGUUACCUGCACACAAACGGCAGAUGGCGGAACCCCACCAGCACAAGUGCUAAACGCUGAUGGAGGGAAGACAGGCUAUGCUCUACUGUGCAUGACCACACCUGAAGCACUUACAGCGACCGCAGAACCCUUCAACGAAGACCAGUGGAAGAAGAUCAAGGCGUCCAUCACAGGUUCUGCCUCUGCUGUUGCGCCGAGUCUGGCCCUUUAA
Eimeria mitis is the source of this 759-nucleotide messenger RNA. RefSeq names its product SAG family member. The coding region runs from base 1 to 759 and encodes 252 amino acids. The transcript is spliced from 5 exons. The record is from RefSeq and is a predicted model, not a curated record. NCBI's taxonomy places the organism in Eukaryota, Apicomplexa, Conoidasida, Eucoccidiorida, Eimeriidae.